This is a messenger RNA of Theileria equi strain WA, 1155 nucleotides long. RefSeq names its product vacuolar ATP synthase subunit, putative. Gene Ontology annotation, cellular component: proton-transporting V-type ATPase, V0 domain; vacuolar proton-transporting V-type ATPase complex. Lineage: Eukaryota; Apicomplexa; Aconoidasida; Piroplasmida; Theileriidae. The transcript has 5 exons. Gene Ontology annotation, molecular function: proton-transporting ATPase activity, rotational mechanism. The record is from RefSeq and is a predicted model, not a curated record. Gene Ontology annotation, biological process: proton transmembrane transport; vacuolar transport; vacuolar acidification. Bases 1 to 1155 code for a protein of 384 amino acids.
AUGGAGUUGUGUACAUUUAAUGUCAACUACGGCUACCUUGAAGGAGUAGUUCGAGGCUAUCGGUCCAGCUUUUUGACAGCAAUGGACUACAAAAAGAUGGGAGUCGCAGAAAGUUUGGAAGAUUUAAGGACUGUGCUUGAAUCUACGGAUUAUGCAUCCGUUUUUAUAGAUGAACAAGCUCAAAUCACCACGAAUAUAAUUGCAAAACUGUGUAAAGAGAAAUUGGCGAAUGACUACGCGUACCUCAGGCAACAAUCUGACGGAAAACUCGCCUUAUUUCUAGACUUUAUCGCGAGGGAAAAGAUGAUUGACAAUUUAAUUGCACUAUUGCAGGGAAUAGUGAACAAAACUAAGCCAGAAGAGCUUUUGGAACGUAUUGAUCCAAUAGGCUGGUUUAGAGGAAUAAAGGCGAUUAUAUCGUCAGAACUUGGUCAAUCCACAGAGGAAUUGUAUAGGAUUAUCCUAUGCGACACACCAAUAGGCCCAUAUUUUGAAAGAUACUUAACCACUGUGAAUUACAUGGGUUCAGGUGCUGGAUUUGCAGACAAGAGGUCACCACUGGAUUCUACAAACAUUGCCAUUAUGAAGAGUACGCUGAAAAAGCUUUGGCUUGAGGACUUUUAUAACUUUUCAAUAUCUCUAGGAGGCACUACGGCUGAAGUUAUGAGUCAUAUAUUGAAGACGGAGGCGGAUUUUAGGGCCCUAUCUUUGACCCUAAAUUGCAUAAAUCUAAAUCAGACAAAUACUGUGAUACAAGACAGGAAUAAACUGUACACAUCGAUUGGAUAUCUCUAUCCAUAUGGAACAGAUAAGCUAUGCAAGGCAUACAAUGAAACAACACUUCAAGCUGCUCUUGCACCCUUUCCAAAGUAUUCCCAUCUGUAUGAAGCUUGCAAGUCAAAUCUCAACGGGGCGGAUACUCGUUUGACACGUUACGAUACGGGUGAUAAGUCCCUUGAGGAUCUUAUUUACGCGGAGAGCGUGCGACUUUGCGAGAUGAGUUUUGAGCAACAACUUCACUUUGGUAUAUUCUACGCAUGGGUUAAACUCAAGGAACAAGAGAUCAGAAACAUAAUGUGGAUUGCCGACAUGAUACUUUUAAAACGUCCAGAGCAGAUUUCAAGGGUACUGCCCAUUUUUAAAGCAAGGGUAUAG